Prionailurus viverrinus (fishing cat) is the source of this 826-nucleotide messenger RNA. RefSeq names its product prostaglandin D2 synthase (gene PTGDS). Lineage: Eukaryota; Metazoa; Chordata; Mammalia; Carnivora; Felidae. The record is from RefSeq and is a predicted model, not a curated record. The transcript is spliced from 7 exons. Bases 95 to 670 code for a protein of 191 amino acids. Gene Ontology annotation, molecular function: small molecule binding.
GGUCUCUCCAGUGGCCUCUGCUCCUCCUGCCGGCUCCCUCGCUCCACCCGCACUGCUGGCACCACCGCCCGGGUGGCUAUUCAGCUCCAGGACAAUGGCCGCUCUGCACACGCUGUGGAUGGGGCUGGUCCUGCUGGGAGUCCUGGGAGUCCUGCAGACGCGGGCCCAGGCCCAGGUCUCCCUGCAGCCCAACUUCCAACAGGACAAGUUCCUGGGGCGCUGGUUCACCUCGGGCCUCGCCUCCAACUCGAGCUGGUUCCGGGAGAAGAAGAACGCGCUGUCCAUGUGCAUAUCAGUGGUGGCCCCCAGCGCGGAAGGAGGCCUCAACCUCACCACCACCUUCCUCAGGAAAGACCAGUGUGAGACCCGGACCCUGCUGCUGCGGCCGGCGGAAACCCCAGGCUGCUACAGCUACACGAGUCCCCACUGGGGCAGCACCCACGACGUGUGGGUGGUGGCGACGGACUAUGAGGAGUACGCGCUUUUGUACACGGCGGGCACAAAAAGCCCGGGCCAGGACUUCCACAUGGCCACUCUCUACAGCCGCACCCAGACCCCAAGGGCUGAGGUAAAGGAGAAAUUCAGCACCUUUGCCAAGACCCGGGGCUUCACAGAGGAUGCCAUUGUCUUCCUGCCCAAGACCGACAGGUGCAUGGAGGAGCACAGAUAGGCGACCCCAGCCCCCAGGACCUGGCCAUCGCGCCCUGCUCUGCUCUCUCCUCCGGGAUCCCCAAGCCCCCAGUCCUGGCUCCUCCCUGCCACCACCUCUGCCCCCUCAGACUUUAUCCUGGCUCUGAGAAUAAACUCCAGAAGCAAGUCAACAAUC